Pelodiscus sinensis (Chinese soft-shelled turtle) is the source of this 8725-nucleotide messenger RNA. The record is from RefSeq and is a predicted model, not a curated record. Lineage: Eukaryota; Metazoa; Chordata; Testudines; Trionychidae.
GCUGUUGUUGACUCAUGUUUGACAUUAAAAGUAGCAGAAUAAUUUCUGUAUACUUUGGAAUAGGAGAUCCAGCUUUUGAAAGUAUUUUCUCCCUGUUUGUGUAACCUCUAGUUUUUCUUGGAUCUGAUUCUUAGUAGGCGGUCUUAUCUUACAGAAAUUGCAUCCUCUACACCAACACGCUCCCCCCCCUUCAAGAAAAGGGUCCCAUCUGUAAAAGCAUGAAAAUGCGUCCGCCUGGGUUGCUGUUUUCCUUCUUAGCAGCAUGGUUCCUUUCCACAGCGGACGGUCAGAGUUGGAAGUUGAAAUCCAUGCACUGCAACGUCAGGACGAUGUUCAUGUGGACGGCACCGUGCACCUCCUGUGUUCUGGCCAUGGGCCACAAAGUGCAGUGUUUGAAAGGGUGGACACCGGUGAGCCCUAGCCUAGGACUGAGAAGUUGCAGAUACACGGUCAAGCUUGGAGAAGAGACCCUUUCCCUCCCAGGCUGCACUCACAUGUGUAAGAAGGAAAUUGAGGAGAAAAAAUGCUGCCCAGGAUUCUGGGGUACUGAGUGCUAUGAAUGCCCUGGUGGAUCUGACACGCCCUGCAGUGGCCGUGGGACUUGUCUGGAUGGUAUCACGCGGAAUGGGACCUGUAUCUGUCAGGGGCGGUUCGGUGGAUCUGCCUGCCAGGAUUGUCGGGAUGAGAAUCUGUUUGGCCCCGACUGUCAAUCAGUGUGCGACUGUCAGCAUGGAGUAUGCAACCACGGGGUCGCUGGCAAUGGGAGCUGUACCUGCCACGGAGGUUACACCGGCCCGAAGUGUGACCAAGAGCUCCCCCCGUGUCAAAAGCUAACCUGCGGGGAGAACAGCCAGUGCGUGAAGACGAACGGACUGGAAACAUGCGACUGCAAGCCGGGCUACAGAAAGAAGGGGGGUAUCUGCCAAGCUCAGGACCUUUGUGCUUCAUCGCCGUGCUCCCCCUUAGCGGUCUGUAAGACUCUACAGCCAGGGAAAUACGACUGCACUUGCAAAGAUGGAUAUCAAGGAGAUGGAAAGAUAUGCCAGCCCAUUAAUCCCUGUGUUAACAACAACGGAGGCUGCCCUGAAAAUUCCACCAACUGUAUCUAUCAAGGCCCAAACAAGAUAGCAAGUGAGCUCCCCCCGUGUCAAAAGCUAACCUGCGGGGAGAACAGCCAGUGCGUGAAGACGAACGGACUGGAAACAUGCGACUGCAAGCCGGGCUACAGAAAGAAGGGGGGUAUCUGCCAAGCUCAGGACCUUUGUGCUUCAUCGCCGUGCUCCCCCUUAGCGGUCUGUAAGACUCUACAGCCAGGGAAAUACGACUGCACUUGCAAAGAUGGAUAUCAAGGAGAUGGAAAGAUAUGCCAGCCCAUUAAUCCCUGUGUUAACAACAACGGAGGCUGCCCUGAAAAUUCCACCAACUGUAUCUAUCAAGGCCCAAACAAGUCGUCUUGUGUGUGCAAGCCUGGUCUGAGCGGCUCGCACCCGUCCAUCGGCUGCUCGCCAGUCAGUGAGUGUCAGCGGUACUAUUGUGACGCGUCGUCCAAGUGUGAAAUCAACGCAGAGGGGGCUGCCAGCUGUGUCUGCAAAGAAGGGGAGAUUGGAGAUGGAAGAAGUUGCUACAAAAAUCUCAUGAGUGAGCUCUUUCAGCUGAAUGUUCGCGGAAGAUGGUACAGGAAUCUCAACUAUACACACACAAUGUUUGCUUCAGGGUGUUCUUUGUCACUGACAAAAUAUGGGCCUUUCACCGUCCUUGCGCCAAGCAUUCGAUUCAUUUUUCCAAGACUGGACUUCAAUGAGACAACUGCUCAGCAUUUAUGCAAAAUGCACAUAAUCCCGGGUCAGCAUUUGGUGGACGAUUUGAUCAAGAUCAAGACACUGUGGACGUUGUCCGGGCAUCAACUGACAUUUAAUAGUGCAACAAAGCACUCCAUCAAGAGCUACAAGUAUCUGGACCUGCCAAACGAAUCAUAUUCCAUCCUUCAGGCAAACAUCCCAGCAUCCAAUGGAAUUAUACAUGUCGUUAGCGCUCUACGGCGAACAGACACCUUUCACAGCCCUGGAAAUCCGAAGAAAACCAUUGGGGAGAUCCUUGCGUCGGUGGAGCUCUUCAGCCGAUUUGAAACAAUCCUGGAGAACUGUGGCCUGCCUUCGAUACUGGACGGCCCAGGACCCUUCACUGUGUUUGUGCCAAGCAACGACGCGGUGGAUAAGUUAAGAGAUGGGAGGCUGAUUUAUCUUUUUACAGAGGGGAUCAAUAAGCUUCAAGAGCUUGUGAAACAUCACAUCUACACCACAGCAGCGGUGACCGUGGGCAAGCUGACAAUGAUGCCUCAGAUUAUAACCAUGGCGAACCAGAUACUGACCAUCAAUGUCACCGAGGACGGCCAAAUUCUACUGGGUGAUCCUGGGAUUCCCUUAAGCAAGAGGGACAUUGUGGCAUCGAAUGGAAUCAUUCACACCUUGGAUGGCAUCUUCAUUCCUCCUUCCAUCAUCCCCAUUCUGCCUCAAGUAUGCAAUGAAGAACAGCACAAAAUCGUCACAGGCUCUUGUGUUGAUUGUGGAGCCCUGAACACCAGCGUUUGCCCACCUCAGAGCACAAAAAUGGCUCAGGAGAUCUUUCCAAGCGAAUGCGUCUAUGUCCAGGAUCCUUCAGGCUCGAACAUCCUGAAAAAGGGCUGUGCCAGGUACUGCAAUCAAACCAUUGUGAAACCUGGGUGCUGCAAAGGAUUCUUUGGCCCUGACUGCACACCGUGCCCUGGUGGCUUCUCCAACCCAUGCUACAGGAGAGGGAAUUGUAGUGAUGGUAUUCGAGGAAACGGCCACUGUCUCUGCUUUGAGGGUUUCAAAGGAAUAGCCUGCCACAUCUGCUCAAACCCGAACAAGCAUGGGGAGAACUGCGAUGAAGAUUGCGGCUGCGUCCAUGGGAUUUGUGAUAACAGACCAGGCAGCGGGGGCGUGUGCCAGCCCCGUACGUGCCAGGCUGGCUACACAGGGGAAUUCUGUGACACGAUCUCUCGGAGCUGUGGCCCGACGGUCUCUCAGUAUUGUCACCGUCACGCAAUCUGCAGCCUCAACAACACCACCAGGUGCAUCUGUACUGAUGGCUACGAAGGAGAUGGGUUUUCCUGCCUGCCCAUUGAUCUGUGUAGGAAACCAGAACGGGGAGGCUGCUCAGAAAACGCCAUAUGUACCAGUACGGGCCCUGGUACUGCUACCUGUCAGUGUAACAAGGGCUGGACCGGGGAUGGAAAAGCCUGUGUUGCUAUAGACAAAUGUGUGUUGCUAUAGACAAGCGCCUGCCACAUCAAUGCAGACUGCAGCGUUGUUGGCCCUGGACAGAGCAAGUGUAUGUGCAAGCGGGGCUAUGCUGGGGACGGCUACAACUGCGACCCAAUCGACCCCUGCAAGCUGGACAAGGGGGGCUGCCACGAUUUGGCUGUAUGCGAGCCUCUUGGUGGAGGGGAGCGGUCCUGUGUUUGCACUCCCGGUUACGUGGGCGAUGGACUUACGUGUUACGGGGAUGUAUUAAAGGAGCUGGCCAGGAAUUCCCUCUUUGCAGGCUUCUAUGAGUGGAUUAAGAAGUCCCUCUUCAGCAUCCCAGCAGGAGCCAACGUCACUGUUCUGGUGCCCUCGGAAGCCGCCAUCAAAAACCUGAGCCAGGCUGAACAAGAUUUCUGGCUGAAGCCGUACACGCUGCCAUUUUUAGUCAGGGCUCAUUUCCUCCAAGGGUCCUUCACCAGUGAGCAGCUCAAAGGGUACCAGGGCGAGGAGCUACCCUCUCUCAAUCCACGGACCAGAUGGGAGAUCACCAACAGCAGUGGUGCUAUAGCCAUUGAGAAUGCAGUCGUCGUAGUUGCUGACAUUCCUGCGAUUAACAGCACCAUUUACCUCAUCAAUAAGGUUUUGUUACCGCCUUUGGGAGAUAUCCCACCAGGCCGCCCUGGUCUGCAGCAACAGCUCGAUAUGGUCCCCUCAUUUAGUCUGUUCAAGGAGUCGUUACUGCAAUAUCAGCUGAUUGAAAAUAUUGAGUCCUCUGAAAAAUAUACCAUUUUUGUCCCAGGAAACCAUUCAAUUGGGGAAUAUUGUCAUGCUUCCAACAUCACAGAACUGGAUAAUGCCACGGUGCAAUACCAUGUUGUACUUGGAGACAAACUCUCCUCUACAGACUUGAAAAGUGGAGUCCAUAAAGCCACAAUGUUAGGAUUCUCCUACUGGCUACAGUUUUAUAACUCCACCCAGACAUUUGUAAAUAACAUCCGCUUGGAUGGGAAAUUUUUUGAAACCAAGAACGGGAUGUUGAUUGGGGUUUCUGAGGUCCUUCCGAUUCAGAAAAACCGUUGCACUGCCAAUACCACGGUGGUUCACAGGUUGAAAUGCGCUAGGUGUGACAGGGGGAUCAAGUGUCCUUCCGGAUCGGUCCUGGAGGAAACCUCAGACAAGAGGAAGGAGCCACACUGUAUGUUUAAAUCUGGACAAUCCAAAGAAGUUGGCUGUUUUUUCACCUGCGUUAAAGUUUCCUUAGUCUCUGUCUGCUGUCCAGGUUACUACGGGCAUAUGUGCGAGACGUGCCCAGGGAAGCCAGGCAGCUGGUGCUCUGGAAAUGGCGUGUGCCAGGACGGUAUUACCGGUAGCGGGGAGUGUCGCUGUCACGAAGGCUUCCACGGCACUGCCUGUGAGAUGUGUGAAGUGGGCAGAUACGGAGCGGACUGCAAAUCAGUCUGCGGGUGCAGAAAUGGGCUCUGCAAAGACGGCUUGCACGGAGAUGGGAGCUGCCAGUGUUUCCAAGGUUGGGAGGGCGUCACCUGUGAGAGAAGGAUUGGGCUGAAUUUAUGCAAUAGCACUUGCCACCUGAUGGCCAAUUGCGUGAAUGGUUCUGUCGAUUCCCUGCCUACUUGUUCCUGCUCUGCUGGAUACACUGGCAAUGGAACCUAUUGUUCAGAAAUAAAUCCAUGUGCUGUGGAUAACGGCGGCUGCUCUAUUCAUGCAACGUGCACUAAGGUCUCUGCUGGAGAAAGCACCUGCACUUGUAAUGAAGGCUAUGCUGGAGAUGGGUCGCUGUGUCUGGAAAUUGAUGGCUGCCUAGAGCACAAUGGGGGUUGCCACCGCAACGCGGAGUGCACUAAAACAGGCCCCAAUCAGGUUGCCUGUAACUGUCUUCCUGGCUACAGUGGAGAUGGGGUGAAACUGUGUGUCCCCAUCAAUCUUUGCAGGGAGAAUUACGGCGGCUGUAGUCCAUUUGGUAAGUGCGAGUACACCGGACCUGGGACUCGAAACUGCUCCUGUACGUGGGACCAUAUUGGAGAUGGAUUCACCUGCAGAGGCAGUGUGUACCAGGAGCUCCUGAGAAGCAAAGCAACGUCCCUGUUCUUUAAGCAGUUACUGGCCUUCAAAAUCAAGGAGUUAAGUGGAAAAGGGCCCUUUACCGUCUUUGCUCCACAUGCAGAUUGGAUACAGAACAGUACCACGUUCGCAGAAUGGACCAACAAAAGCCUUAUCAAAGAUUUGCUUCGCUAUCACGUAGUGAGUUGCCAGAAACUGCUGGCCAGCGAGCUGGAGGCGCACGAAUCCAUCACGGCUUUGUCGGGCCACAAAAUAAGGAUUGGGGUGAAGCAGAAUAGAGUGCAUCUCAACGAGGAGGCCACCAUCCUCACCAGCGACAUUGUUGGCAUGAAUGGGGUGAUCCAUGUCAUCGACAGGAUUUUAAUCCCAGCUGAUUUGCUGAGCCAGAACGUUUCUUCCCAGCUGGCGCAGCAAAACAUCACAGAGGUAGCCGAAGCGUACGGCUACAAGAACUACAGCAGACUCCUGAGGGAAGCAGGACUGUUACCUCUGAUUAACACCGUUGCUCACCGGCCCUUCACCAUGCUGUGGCCUACGGAUGCGACGUUUACCGCCCUGCCUGAGAAGAUGCAGAUGUGGUUGUAUAGUAGGGACCACCGAGACAAGCUGGCAGCCUAUCUCAAAGUGCACAUGAUUAGGGACAUGAAGGUUGUAGCUGGUAACCUGCCACACAUUGCUCCUGUAAGGACCAUGCAUGGAUCUACCAUCUCAUUCAGCUGCAGCAAGAACAGUGUUGGGGAGCUCUUGGUGGACAACGGCAACGCCAAGAUUGUGCAGCGGCACAUGGAGUUUGACGGGGGCAUCGCCUAUGGCAUUGACCAGCUCUUGGAGCCCCCGAACCUGGGGUCCCGCUGUGACGAGUUCCUCUCCAAGGAGCUGAAGGUUUCAGAGGAGAGCUGCGGGACCUGUGGCUUUGAGCCUCCCUGUCCCAUUGGAUCGGUGGAACAGAGCAAAAGACAGACUUGCUUUUAUGAAGCAAAUCCUUUUUCCAGAUUCUCUUAUUUUUCACACCACAAUUACCUGUUAUCGAGACGACGUCACUGGUACCCGUCGCCGUUUGAGCACAGCAGACGCUGGCCUUCUUGGAGGUCCCUGACAAAAGGGUGCAGGAGGACCUGUCUCUCCAUCGAGUGGGUCCCCGAGUGCUGUGAAAACCACUAUGGACGGGACUGUCAGGUCUGUCCAGGGGGGCUGGAGGCUCCCUGCAGUAACCGGGGCACUUGCAGCGACAGGAGCGGUGGGUCUGGACGAUGCAACUGCACCGAGGCGUUCAUUGGGACUGCUUGUGAACUGUGCGCGCCAGGCAGAUACGGGCCAGACUGCCAAGCGUGUACGUGCACGGAGAACGGGAUGUGCAACGAAGGGCUGCACGGGGACGGCGUCUGUUUCUGCGAGGAGGGAUGGACGGGGGAGCGCUGCGAAACCGAACUAGGUAACGUGCGCGUGGGUGCGACGGGUGCAAGCCCCGGGGGUCCUUCCCUGCCACAGGUGGGUGGUGCGGAGCGUGGGCGCCACGCCCCCCCAAAUGCCCCCUGCCGAGCCAACAACACCUGUGAGUGCGGCUUGCACUACGAAGGAGAUGGAAGGACUUGCACAGUGAUUGACCAGUGCCGGGCUGACAACGGAGGGUGCAGCGAGCAUGCCACCUGCACCCAGCUGGGCGUUCAGCGCUCCUGCACCUGCCUGCCCAACUACCAGGGCGACGGCUACAUCUGCAGCCCCAUAGACCGGUGCGCGGACGGCAGGAACGGGGACUGCAGUGAGCAUGCCUUGUGCAUCAGCACGGGGCCAGUAAGUACACCGGCCCGCCCGGGAACGGAGGCAUCGCCCCUCAGGUCCGCGUGCCGUGCUGCAGGACAUGUGCCGCACAGGAAGUUGGGAAGCCUGACUUCCUGCCAGCUCUCAGGGGUCUGGGGCCAUGCCUGGCGUCUGGUAAGUAAGGCAAGGGAAGGCAUUGCCUUCCCAAACUGCCAGGCAGAGCCCCACCCACGCUCCACCCCCAGAACGCCUGCUGUAGUGCUCCGGGGCUGGAGAGGCUGGGGGAGCAUGUAUAAAACUGCUGGCGUGUUCCAUCUCCAGUCGCCCGGAGGGAAGUACAACUUCACCUAUGCGGAGGCGGAGGCUGCCUGUCUGGCUGAAGAAGCUUCUCUGGCCACUGUCCAGCAGCUCUCCGCCGCUCAGCAGAUGGGUUUCCAUCUCUGCGUGGUUGGCUGGCUCAGUAAUGGCACUGCCGGCUACCCUACACCGACGGUGUACCCGACCCCUAGCUGCGGCUCCAACCACGUUGGGAUUGUGGACUAUGGUACCCGAAAAAACCUGACCGAGAGAUGGGAUGCUUUUUGUUACAGAGAGAGAGAUGUGAGGUGUGAAUGUAGAGACGGGUUCAUUGGGGAUGGCUACUUCUGCAGCGGAAACCUCCUGGCUGUGCUGGCUGAGCACGCCAACUUCUCCACCUUCUACUCCAUGUUGCUGGAUUACGCCAAUGCCACGCAAGAAGGACUCGAGUUCCUCAAUUUCCUCACCAACGACACCAUGUACAAAACUCUCUUUGUGCCCUUGAAUUCUGGCUUCACGGGCAAUACGACGCUCACCUGGGAGGAGCUGAAGCUUCACGUCUCCCUGGGUGAUGUUCUCCUCUGGAACGUCAAUCUCACCAGCGGUACCGUCAUACGUUCCUGCUCUGGCUACAGCCUUCUCAUUGGGGACGCUCUGCUGAAUAGCACGCAGCCCCCUCCCCAGGGCUCCAAAGUGGUCAAUGAUACCCUGAUAGUCCAGUGGGACAUUCUGGCCUUCAAUGGACUCAUUCAUGCCAUCGAAGGGCCCUUGAGGAUACCUCUGCUGCCUGCGCAUCUGGAUCAGGUUACUGGUGCUAUGAAGGCAUCUCAUCCUGUGACCGUCGGGGUAACAUCAGCUGUUGUCGUUCUGCUGCUGCUAUUCGCUGUUGCUGGAGUGACCUAUUACUACCUCAAAAGAAAAAACCCAGAGUUCCAGUUCCACUACUUUCAGGCUGACCUGGAAGAGGAAGAGCAGGCCAAGAACCCGUCCUUAGUGUCGUUCCCAAACCCUGUCUUUGGGGCCCAGAGCCUGAUGUGUGGGCCAUUUGAGGACUCUUUUGGUGGGGAAGAUUUUUCAGACACCCACAAAAUUCUUGAGUAAUUCACCCAGUGAGCCAAACCAAAGGCAGAACACACACCACCCUGUUCUUGCUGCAUGCUAGUGCCAAGUGGCGCUUGCCCCCAUGUCCCGCCAGGAGUAAGCAGAGCGAGCUCAUGGUUAACAAACUCAUCAGCUAAGAUAUCUCAGUUGACGAGCUCUGAGAAAUGGACUGAACUUGCCCUAGGAAAUAAAUACAUGCACUCUGAUGACUACUGAAUGUCUUU